Macrosteles quadrilineatus (aster leafhopper) is the source of this 2611-nucleotide messenger RNA. RefSeq names its product neuroendocrine convertase 1-like. The record is from RefSeq and is a predicted model, not a curated record. Bases 63 to 2075 code for a protein of 670 amino acids. Gene Ontology annotation, biological process: protein processing. Lineage: Eukaryota; Metazoa; Arthropoda; Insecta; Hemiptera; Cicadellidae. Gene Ontology annotation, cellular component: trans-Golgi network; Golgi membrane. The transcript is spliced from 12 exons. Gene Ontology annotation, molecular function: serine-type endopeptidase activity.
UUCAGUGAUUCGUUGUAUGAAAAGUGCAAACCAAUAAAACUGGGAUUCUAAGCAGAAUAAGGAUGGUGAAAUAUUACUUUGUACUCCUGUGUACUAUUUUAUUGGGAAAUACAUCUGGAACUGAAGAAGGAGUUGUCUACUAUACAAAUAGUUGGAUUGUUGAGAUACCAGGAGGUAUUAAAGUGGCAAAAUGUGUUGCUCUUAAAACUGGCUUUAUACUAACCCAACCAGUGUGGUUGUUUGAUGACCAUUAUAUAUUUCUAAGAAGUGGGUUACCUUUAAGACAAAGGUUUAGUAAACCAUAUCUUACAAACCUGUUGAUUAGGAACAAAAAUGUUUUAUUGGCAAAACAACAGUCUGUCAGACACAGGGUGAAAAAAUCCUUUGAUGACCCUAAUUUAAAUAAAAUAGUCCACCCAAUCCCAAAACCUAAUCUGCAUGCGGAAAAUAAAACAGAAAAUACAUCAAAUAAUUAUUUUGACUUCUUAGAAACUAUUGGUUCUUGGUUGGGUUUAUUCGAAGAUAAGGAAAAAAUCAAAGAUAAUGUUGAAAUCAAAAAAGGUUAUGUUUCUGAAUACUUUGACUACUUUGAUGAUCCUCUAUGGAAAAAGCAGUGGUAUGGGCUCCGUUCUCCACUGGACAAGAGUGGUAUAGGUUUGGGAAUGAGUCUGAUGGAGGUUUACAAGAUGAACAUCACAGGUGAAGGAGUCAGGAUAGCUGUAGUGGACGAUGGAGUGGACGUUACGCAUCCCGACUUGCAGCAGAACUAUGACGCAGAGUAUAGUUACGACCUCAACCACAACGGAAGUGAUGUGACCCCUGGGUACAAGUAUGGUAUAAGAUACUACCAUGGUACGAGGUGUGCAGGUAUUCUUUCCAUGGCUGCUAAUAAUAGAGAGUGUGGAGUGGGCGUCGCUUACAACGCUAAACUUGCAGCUAUAAAGAUGCUGGAGCAGCCUGGAGUAGAUGUGGUUGAGGGGCAAGCCUUGAGGUACAAGUGUGAAGGUAUUGAUGUUUUCUCUAACUCCUGGGGGCCUGGGGAUAGUGGCACGAUCAUGGAGAACAUGGGAACCCUGUCCGGGAAAGCUAUACAGAGAUGUCUACAAAUUGGGAGAAAUGGGAAAGGUUCCAUUUACCUGUUCCCAGCAGGCAAUGGCAAGGUGCGGGGAGAUAACUGUGGGGCAGAUGCCUACAGCAACAGUCUCUAUCUGAUGACGAUUGCCAGCGCCACUCGGAGCGGAGGAACCACCCACUAUAGUGAGCGCUGCUCUGCGAUAUUUGCCACUACGUACUCUAGCGGAGGAGAGGACGGAGAGGGAGUGGUUACUACAGAUCCUGACAACACAUGCCACAACAGGUUUGGAAGCACCUCAGCUUCAGUUCCAAUGGCUGCUGGGAUUGUAGCUCUUGCACUCCAGGCCAACCCCAACCUGACCUACAGAGAUGUAAAACACUUGAUAGUGAUGAGUAGUGAAGUAGCUCCCCUGGCUAACAACCAAGGCUCUUGGAGAAGAAAUGCUGCAGGGUUCUGGGUCAGCAUGGACUUCGGCUUCGGCUUGAUGAAUGCCAAGAGAAUGGUUGAUUUGGCAAAAACGUGGACAACAGUGCCGGAGAAUAGAAACUGUAGCGUAUCUCUGUACUUCAGAGAAGCAAUAACAAUAAAUAAAGGACAGUUAUUAGAGGCAAUAUUUGAUACUUCCGCAUGUUCUGGCACUUCCAAAGAAGUUGUCUAUUUGGAGCAACUUCAAGUGGUUCCAUUUAUACAGUAUGGAUGUAGAGGAGCCAUCUCUAUUCAACUCACUUCUCCAACAGGUACCACAUCUACACUUCUGGAGACCCGUAAGAAUGACAUAAGCUUCAAAGGGUUGAUUGGAUGGCCUCUCAAAUCAGUUCACUUUUGGGGUGAACGACCUUCAGGAGUAUGGAUGUUGCGAAUUAAAAUACACCCUCUUCAUAUAUUUCAAGUACCAACGGGAAAAUUCAAAGGGUUUUUACUGAUAUUCAGUGGCACCCAAGAUAAACCUCUUCACUACAACAGUCUGCCGAGGGAGUAUUCACCUUUCAAUGUAAAAUAAUGUGUACUUAACAAUAAGUAGAUUAAGAGAGAUUUUUACUACUCAAAUAUACAAACGUUUUAUUUUGUUUUUAUACAUACUGCCUCUUUGCUAGAGGUAAUCAGCCUCAAUGAAUGAGUUUGGACUCUAGCAACCCCUAUGUAAAAAAAAAAUUGAAAGGUCUUAUUCAUUAGCAAUAUUUACCUAAGAAUUAUCUAAUGAAACUGAGUUAGACGCAAAAUAAAUUUUUGAGCAAUGGCAGUGAUGAUUUCAAUUUCCUACCAAAGGUUUUACUCCUCAAUUAUUUUGGAGACUUAGCCAAAAUUAUUGAUCAUAAUAGAAAAUGUUUUGUCUAUUGAACUAUUAAUUGGAGUGCAUGACUUCUGUUAGAGGCUUAGGUUUGUAUUCCUCUAAUUACUAACGACUUUUAGGUUUAUAAUGUACUCUAACCAGGUGAUUUGGGAUUCACUUUCUUUAAACUUGAGGUCCCCUAUCAAGUAAAAACAUAUAAAUAUCUUAUAAAAGGUAGAUAAGACCUCUUCUUUAUCUCACAUCUC